UGCUACUGCUUUUCACAUUCAUAACAAAAACAAAUGUUAGUGACAAAAUUUUUUUUUUUGUUUACUCCUUUGGAUAUAAGUAACCAAAUAAUAAGAAAGAAAAAUAGAUUUUGAUCGGGGAUAAUUUUCUAGUUGAAGAUAUUUAAAAUAAUGCAAACUAUAAAUUUAUACAUUAUGUAUUUUUUAAAUUGUAUAUAAUUUAGAUUGAACUUGUACAAAUAAUAUACUUUAAUAUUUUUAGAUAGACUAAAAUUUUAAUAUUUAAAAAUAAUUUUAAAAUUUAAAAUAUUUAAAUAUUUAAAAGUUAGAUGAUAAAGAAUUUAUUAAAAUUUUAUUUUCAGUUCUAUUUCAGCUAUAAAUGUUGAAAAUUUCAAUACUAAAAUUGUGAAUAGAAUUAGUCUUAUUUGAAGUGUUAGACGUAUUCAUUGUUUGAGAUUAUGAUAAAUAAUUUGAAGACAAAUAUAAAAUAUAUUCAUUAAUAUGUCAUUGUUUUUGACCUGUAUUAAAAUGUUAUAUAUCAUCAUUAAAAUUUAAAUAUGUUUAAUUUUUCCAAAUAUUUUACACUUUACAUAAUAACAUAUUCAUAUAAAUAUAGCUAAGUUAAAAAAUAUAUGAUAAUCUAUUAAUAAAUCAUUACGGGCAGAAUGUUUUUUAUUAGUAUGAUUAUAAUAAUAUUUUAAUAAUAAUUAACAAAUUAGUGAAGUAUUCAAAAGUUUAUAAUUUUUGUAUGAAAGAUAUUGAAUUGAAAUCUUCAAAAAAAAAAUACGAUAGUAUUUUAAUUAUAUAUUUUUAAAACAUUUUAAUAUUUUUAUAUUUUUUGCUCGUAUUAUAUUAACUGAAUAUUUUCAAUAUAUUGAUAUCAUUCAUAUAUAUAAAUCAAAUUAAAAUUUUGGUCCUUGUUUGUAAAAAGAAAAAAACAGUAAAAUAUAAUAGCUGUAUUAUUAAAUAUUUGAUAGGUAAAUUAUAAAACCAAAGAUAUAUCAUAUGAUACAUAUUUUUUUUAAAAUAGUAUUUAAUUCUUUAAUUAGUUCAAAAGUUCAUAUAUAGGUACCUGAACGAAACCGAAACGGGCGCAAGCUUGGUGGAUUUGUCGGACGAGCGUAGAUCGAUCUGUGGAAGAUAUAUCGAUGACAGGGAUAUCUUCAAGCUGAGAAACUUGGGAGAGUGGCCCAGUGCCGUGCGAAGGUUUUCGGAGGCCCGAGGCGAGUUCAAAAAUAUAUUUUACAUGAUAUAUUUUUAAUAACAUAUAUAUAUAUAUAUAUAUAUAACACUCAAAAGUUUUGAAGUAUUACAUAAACGUUUUUUAAAUUUUCUUUACCAAAAUUUUAUAAAAUAAAAUUUUAAAUCAUGAACAAAAAGUAUGAAUUUGUAAUAUAAAUACAAAGAUAUAAAUUUUUGAUUGAAAUGUUGGUAGCUGUCAAAAAUAUAAAUCUUAGCAUUUAAAUUAACUAUAAUAAACUAUAUAUUGAAAAUAUUAUAUUUUCUUUAUCAAAUUCUCAUAAAUAUAUAAAAUAAAUCUAACUCAUAGCAUAUAAAAAAAGAGCAAUGUGAUCAAAUAUUUACAGUUUUUUAGAAGUAGAAUCUUUAUAGUUUUAUUUAAAAUAUAGCAAAAAUGAUUAUAAACCUAGUUAUUUUAAACAGAAGUCCAAUUUAAAUUCAAAUAAAAAUAAAAAUCUAACUAAUAGAAUAUGUUAACUACCAUGUAAAAGUAUUUUUUUAAUAAUUUAGGGCCCUAAAAUUUCUACAAAAUUUGGGGGCCUUAGGCGAAUGCCUUUUUUAAAAGGCUCUAAGCACGGCUCUGGAGUGGCCGUGUAUUAGUUUCCAGCAAAGUAAGACGACGGAAACCGGCGGAUAUUAGUUUUCUUGCCAUGUAUUUCGGAUAUGAAAGAAGUUGUAAAGGGAAAGAGGAGAUAAAGGAAGGCUUGACUACUCAGUAAAUUAAUAAAAGUGGUAUAAAUAAACUCAUGAUAUUAGGUCCUACUCAGUAAAUUAAUAAAAGUGGUGACUAUUUUUUAUUUCAGUAUGUUAACAUAUAAUUUUGUGGAGUGUGGUUUAACAGUUUAAUAAGGGAAUUUUGAAAAGGGCAAAUGUUGUUUGUAACCAUAAAACAAUAUAGGAUAGAAAUCUAGUUUGUAUGGUUUAUUAAUUCGUAUAUUAAUAUACAUGUAAUUCAGAUCGAAAAAAACAGGUGUGUAACUUUUAUAUUAAUUUGCACAACCAUGUCGGCCUUUUCAUAGUCUUCACCAUCUAGUAAUUCUUUGGUCCGUGUCUAGUGGUGACAAGUGCCAUCUCGAUAAUUUUAGUGACAAAGAAAAAGGGAUUUAUAUACUUUGACUACAUUAAUCGAAGAAUAGGUGAUUAAUCGUGAAAUGAUUUCUAAUAUCGUAAAAGUGUGAUUAAAAUAUGUUGAAAUAUCAUGUACUUAUUAUAAGAUAAGUAAGCAAAUAUUUUUUUCUCAAAAAAAGAAAGAAAAAUAAUGUUUUUAUCAUACAAAAUAAUUUUUCUGUAUAUUCUAUCGUCUGUUAAAAAUUUAAAAUAAUUAUAUUAAGAUACAUAUUCAGAAAGAGUUCUAAAAUAACAUACCUGGCUUCAAUUAAUCGAAGAAUAGGUUAUCAAUUGUGAAAUGAUUUCCAAUAUCGUAAAAGUGAGAUCAAAAUAUAUAAAAAUAUCAUGUGAUAAUUAUAAGAUAAGUAAACAAAUAUUUUGAAACUCUACGAAUAAAACAUUGGUUGGGUGGUAUAACUCAUGGACCGAGGAAAAAGGUAUAGAGGAGACCUGCUAGUAGUAGGAAUGGUCAAACCGUUAUAUAUAUAAUCCUAACUAAUUGUUUUUUAAACAAAAACAUAUACAUGAAUCAAAAUUUUAAAAUGGAAGCAUGGUAACAAAAUAUAAAAUCAUUUAAAGAAUAUCAAAAGUAAAAAGAAAAAAUUAGAUCCUGCAAUUAAAAAAAUCAAGGGUAGAACAAAAGCAAUUUAGCUUACUUGGUCUCCCCACUAAAUAUCAAUCACCGUCCUUAAACCCAAAAAAAAAAAAAAAAGUCAUCCCGGAUUGUAUAAGAGCAUCUCCAAUGUAAAAUUUUAUCAUUUCUUUCAAAAUAAAAUAAAAGAUAAAAUGGAAUAAUAUUGCUCCAAUCCAACUCCAUAUUUCACUCCAUAAUAGAGUAAUGAACAAACAAAAAACAAAUUACUUCAUUUCACUAUAUUUUAGAAUAAAAAAUAGAGUGGAGUAAGAGAUGCUCUAAGAACAUCUCCAAAAGAAACUCUAUAGCUUCAAAUAUAUAACCUUUUGUUUUCAAAAAGAGAACUUCAAAUUUAAGCUCUAAAUGGUGACCAAGAAAAUUAGUGGAAAUAGUGAAUUCCUUAUCAUUCCUUACAAUUUACACUGUUUAGAAGGAAUAUUUGUUUUUAUGAUUCCUUUACAUUCCUUAACAAUUAUUCCUUAUCAAAUUAGGAGAGGAAUAGUUUUUUCUCUUAUUUUAUUUAUUUCAUUCAUUUCCUUCUUAUUCCCCAUAUUCCUUUAAUAGUUACUAGUUAGAGCCUUACAUUUUUGAGUAAUGAAACUUCAAAUUUGAAGUUAGUUUCACUACUCAAAACUCUAAAUUUGAAGUUUCAUCUUUUUAUUUGUACUAGUAUUCUACCUGUACUGCGUACAGGAAAAGAAAAUGAUUAAUUUCUUCUGUUAAAAUAGUAUGGUUUGUACCAAAGCAUGAUUAAAUAAGGAAUUUGAAACUAUUUCGGGACUGCAAAUAUUUCCCCAAAUUACAAUUUUAUUAGAGAAGACUGGGUGUAAAAUAUGAGCUAUAGAUUUCUUUUUGAAAAUAUUAUAUUUCUUAUACGAAAAUGUAUAUGGAUAGUUUUUUUACUUUUUCAUCAAUUUUAAAUAUGUUCAUUUUGACCAUUUGGUAAAUAAACCAAGAAAGAUAUAUCUACUUGCUAUUCAAGUAGCCUUUUAACAGAAAUCACAAAAGAAUGAUGAUACUAUAGGUGUUAUCAUCAUAACUUAUUUUAUGUUUGACAGAAGAAACAAACAAAUAUCAAUCUGGAGGUAACCAUGCAAAAUAAGAUAUUUUAAUGAUAGAUGUUAGUAAAAUUACACUACUUGUAUACCUGUAAUUCUAUUAGCAUUAGUCGAUCAUUAUUUGUUAGCCAUGGAAUACAAAUUUUUUAAGUAUGCAAAUGCUAGACAUAAAUAGAGUUUUUGAAGACCAACCUAGAUACGCAGAAAGCUUCAGUAUAUCUCUUAUCCCUCAAACUUCGAUUUAAUUAUGGGUUUAGAAAGGAAAAAUAAUUAUGAGUUUUCUGAGAAAAUCUUGCAUUUGAAUGAGGUCUGAUAGAUAAAGCCAUAGUGAAGUAGAGAAAAGAGUGAGAUUCAAAGAGAUUAAGAGAGAAAAAAAAUAUGAAUCCGUAAUUUAUCUUGGAGAAGAAGCGUUGCAUGUGUGAUAAUUAAUCAGAUGAGAAUAUAUAUGAUAGAAUAAAGGUAACUGUUGGAUCGUGAAGCUGUAGAAAGGAGAUCGUGGCCGACAUGGAGGGAUAUUUUUUGGUCCUGGAAUUGACACAAGUAAUGUCCAACGUUUGUCCUUUUGCAUUUUUUAAUUUUUUUGUUUUAUUAUUUUAGUUUUAUAUUUCUUUGAUUAUGUGGCAAAAUUUAAUUGGUUGAGUGACUUGUGAUUUAGUAUAUAAAGGAUUUUGGUCCUUAUAAUUAAUUAUACAUCACAUUUAUAAUUCUUAAGUAUUUUCUCAUUCAUAGUUUUAAUCUUUAAAAUUUUUGUAUAUUUUAAAUAUUUCAAAUUUAUUUUAAUAAAUUUAAAUUUUACACAUAAUUUUUAUAAAAAAAUUAAAAUAAUAUUUAUAAUAUUUUAAAAGUAGAAUUGGACAACAAGAAUAUUACAAAAGAAACUUAAUAAAUUUUAUUAGGAAGAUACAUGAAGACAUAAUUAUUACGCAAAUUUAAAUAUUACAGCAACACUAAUUUUGUAUAACCGAAAAUGGAGCAUUAAGAAAAUAAUAUGGUAUUUUGCUUGUAGUUUAAUAUUUAAUUAUAUAUUUUUAGUUUUAAUUUUAUAUUUUAGUGUAAGAUUUUGUUAAUUAAUAUUACUAUAAUAUUUUUAUAUAUGUGCUAGUUAUCUAUAAAAGUUUUAUAGAUUUAUAUUAAUAAUGACAAAUAUAAGGAGCAUAGUGUAAAUUACAAAUAUUUUUGAAGUUAAAUUUAAAAUUUUAAUUUUGGAGAAAAACACAUUGAAACUUCAAAUAUAGAGUUUGCGAAACUCUAUAAUGGAGAGUUUUUUUAAUGAUACUAUAAGAACCCAUUAUCGACACGGAGGUGUCACCCUUUCUUGAAGGCAUGUGAAGCAUAUGGUUUAUGCCACAAAUUUAAUUUAAUUUUAAAGAACCAGACAUCUUCGAUUAAUGUAGUCCAAGUAUAUAAAUCCCUUUUUCUUUGUGUCACUAAAAUUAUGAGACGGCACUUGUCGACACCAGACACUGACCAAAGAAUUACUAGAUGGUGAAGACUACGAAAAAGACCACAGGACAGGAAGAUAUGGUUGUGCAAAUUAAUGUAACAGUUACACACGUGUUUUUUUUUUUGUUUUUUUUUCUCUGGUCUAAGAGUUUGGCUAUUUUGUCCUUAUUUGUUUAAUAACAUACUCGGCGUCUUAUUGGUCGAAAUAAAUUAUUAGCGAUACAGUUAUACUUAUAAACAGUUUCUAAUAUGAUACUAUCGAAUAAGGUGACAGAAAUGCAAAUACAUAAGCUAAGCUACUCCGUAGAAUAUAAUUUGGUUACCCUUGUUUAUUGUUUUAUCCAUAUUCCCUUUAAAUAUUUUGUUGUUAUUUUUAGUUUGAAAAACGAUCUCCGAUAGUUAUUUUGUACGUAUUAUCUUUCUUAAAUAGAAUGCUGAUGAUAUUUAAAGAAUGUGGAAAUUUCUGACAUUCAACAUAUAACACUCUCUAAUAAAUUCGAUUUUUGAAUUUUGAAAAUUAUAAUUUAAAAUAAUAUCCUGUAUCAAAAAGAGUUUGAAUCAAAGCACAAAAGACCAAUUCUCUUAUACUAUUAUUAGACUUUCACACAUUUUGUUAGUAUCCAAUGAUGGAGUUUAUUAGUUCUUUACUUACCACAGAACUAGCUAUUUGCAAAAUAAUUUGAAGAGGUAAAUAAAAGGUGAAAAGUUGUGAAAAUAACUAUUUUCUCUUACAAGGGCAGAUUAUCUUUUUUUUUUUUUUUUUAAAUCUCUUUCAGAAUUCAAAGUGAGUAACUAGUACUAGUAUCCACCCCUCGAGCAAUAAAUCAUUCAUGACGUCACUGCUAUGACGCUGGAAUAACGCCUUGUCAAUAAAUAGUUAAUUCCCCAAUCAUGAGUUUAUUUAUACACAUACACGAUGCACAUACUCAAAGUCAAGCCUUCCUUUAUCUCCUCUUUCCCUUUACCACUUCUUUCAUAUCCGAAAUACAUGGCAAGAAAACUAAUAUCCGCCGGUUUCCGUCGUCUUACUUUGCUGGAAACUAAUACACGGCCACUCUCCCAAAUUUCUCAGCUUGAAGAUAUCCCUGUCAUCGAUAUAUCUUCCACAGAUCGAUCUACGCUCGUCCGACAAAUCCACCAAGCUUGCGCCCGUUUCGGUUUCGUUCAGAUUAUAAAUCAUGGUUUUAGCAAAGCAACUAUAGAUGAGAUGGUGAGUGUUGUUACGCAUGAAUUCUUUGGCAUGCCUAUGAACGAAAAAAGGAAGCUAUAUUCGGGCGAUCCAAAGAAGACACCGAGAUUAUCGACGAGCUUUAACGUGAAGGAAGAAGAGGUUAACAAUUGGAGAGACUAUCGAAGACUCAAUUGUUAUCCUAUCGACAAGUAUGUCCAUAAGUGGCCUUCAAACCCAUUCAUCGAUAUAUCUUCCACAUAUCGACCUCAGCUCAUCCAGCAAACACACUCAUAUUAUACACGUUUUGAUAAGGCAAGUAUAACAAUGGAAGCUCUUCCUAAUGAUCUCGAAGAGAGGAUUCUUCUCAACCUUCCCCCAACGGAACUGGGCACGUACAGUCGGGUCUCAAUGAGGUGCAGGAAUGUGAUCCAGAGCAAAGAAUUUAUCAAGGAGUACAUUGGCCGGUCGACCACAGAGCCUCGGUUGUUGUUGGUAGAAACCACAAUGAAACCUGAAGUACUGUUUCACUCUAUGUAUCAACAGGCGAACCCAUUGUUGUCCGGUAAAGAAAAGGUGCGGAUUCCUCAUAGCCCAGGACCACAGCUUCAUAUUGAUCAUCCGGUCCGAGGUUUAGUCUGUCUUUCAUAUGAAACAAAGGUUGUGAUUACCAAUCCGGGUGCAAAAGAGAUUGUGUGUUUACCGGAAAACGAAGCUGGUAAACAAGGGGAAACAAAAUGCUUUCUAGGAUACGAUGAGGAUACAGAUGUGUACAAGGUAUUGUGUGUGCCAGUGCCUGUGUUAAGUACACGAGAAGAAGCUAGAGAAUAUCAAGUUCUGACUGUUGGAUCAGGUGGAGAAUCUUGGAGAGGAAUCGAAUGUAAGCAUCAUCAUUCUCUAGUUACAAACGGAAUAUGUAAAGGAGGGGUUGUGUACUUUGUAGCUCUUUCCGAAUGUCGCCAAAUAGUUCGGGUGAUGAGCUUCAAUGUGAACUCUGAAAUUUUUACCGUCACUGAACUACCUAAGGGAGCCGAGAUUCAUGAAUCGUUUAGCUUUGUGAAUUACAAUGGGACAAUGGCCCUAGUGGAUGAAUUAUCUGGAACUCGGGUUGAACCGAAUGGAACUGGGGUUCUUGAAAUGUGGAUUAUGAAUGAACUUGAAAGAACAUGGGAGACAUGUGGCAUUGAGCUUCCUUGUUGGGAAGAAACUGUUGGAAGUACAAAGUAUUUUUUCAAAGGUACCAUUGGAACAGGAGAACUUGUUUUCGCACCAAUACAUUGGUUUCAUGGACAUUUCUCGGUCUUGUAUUACGAUCCAGUCACACACAAGUACAGAGUUUUUCCGAUUGAUGGAGUGGGUACAGAUUAUAUGUAUAAGGUUCGAACCUUCUUGGAUCAUGUAGAUAGUCCUUUGCUUAUAUAAGGGAGCUAUAGAGUUGGUCAGAAGCUGCUGGUUAGAGUCUCUCAACUAAUAUGAUUGGUCUUGAUGCCUUGAUAAGUUUACUAUUUUUAAUAAUUGAUUGCUUAUUUUUAUUUGUUUAUUCUCAGCUCCAAUUGCAACUAUAAAUUACAAAUAUUAAUGAUAAUCGAAAAUAUGAAGCGUAUAAUCAAAAUUCAAACACCAUACAACAUAUAAAAGCAGAUGUGCAUUGUACUAAGCUCCAAUUCCUAGUCUAAAUACAAAAAACCGCAGUAAUAUUAUUCUGGUUGGGUUUAUAAUAUACAAGCAGAGAGCAAGCAUUUGGUUCAACAAAUGAAUUUUAAACAAUUUUUAAGAGAUGGUAUAGGCGGACACUCCCAGCGUAAGCACUAAUCACUAUUAUAUAAAAGGGACUAUUUUUGAGGUCUCUGAGAUAGGACACAUCAGUUAAAAUAUUUCUAACCUAUUAAAUUGACAGCUCAGCAUCACAUAUAUCUGUUACUCUUCUUUUCUUUUACGACAUGUAAAAUAAAUCGGACGUAGCCUUUGUAAAAUGUUUUAGGUUUCGUUUUGCAGUGGCCCACCACCAAGCCCAUAACCACCUUCUUCGAGCAGUUCACCCUCCCAACAAUCGAUCUCCAAGGAGGCAGCACAGACUCAAUCUCGCGGCAGAACUUGGUGGAGAAGAUCGGAGACGCGGCUGAGAGAUAGGGCUUCUUUCAGGUGAUCAAUCACGGUAUUCCACUCAAUGUGUUGGAGAGGAUGAGAGAAGGGGUUCGUGAGUUUCACGAGCAAGACCCGGAAGUGAGGAAAGGCUUCUACUCUCGAGAUACCAGUAGCAAGAUGGUUUACAUGAGCAACUUCGAGAGAUACGCUAGGUUGUUUCACGGCUCCAGAUCCUCCUAGACCAUAGGACUUGCCAGCCAUUUGUGGGUAUGAUUUUCGAAAUCUGUUUAAAAACUUUUUGUUAUAAUCAAAUACUAGCUCAGUUGAUGAAACCAGCCCCGAGAGAGGUUUGGACCCCCUUGGAAGUUUCAACUUCAGAGGAAUCAACCCUCUUGAGCAGCUCGGUUUGUACAUGAAACAAGAUGAGGAUGAAGAAGAACCCGAGGCUCCUCCUAAUGUUCCAAGGCUAGCUGCUGACGUGGAAGAAGGUGAAAUCGAUUGAGAAGAGAAAGAAGUACAUAGUGAGAUAAUAUAAAUACAUGGUAUAGAAACAAUUAGCCAAGGCUUGUACACGUACGUACACACAGACGCAAGAAAUGAAGGUGUAAGCGUUUAGAGAAAACUUCCAGUCUUAUGCUCAGGAUCUUUCUCAAGCCCGUGUGGUGUGUGAAGUAUAUAGAACACGAAGCAAACGCUUAAACCUCCAUGAGGAGAGGGGUUCUUACUGUAUGGUAAGAAGAAGAAGAGAGAAAAAAAACAGGCAAGACCUAUCAGUCUUAUGUUUUUCUUUAAUUUAUAUAUUUUUCAUAUUAUACAUUUUUAAAUUUAUUUAUACUACAGAAAAGAAAUAUGUUUAAGAUAAUGAACAAGUCUCUCCAGUAAUGAUGAUUCACCGUCUUAUCAGUCAAACUUAAGACAUGAACAAGUCUCUUGAAACACUUCCGAAGAAGAAGACUACUCUUAAAGGUAGCAGCUUCCACUGAAUAGUUGUUCUGAAAAACCAUAAUUUUUCUGUUAUAUACACAAAACUUCUCGAUAUGUGUGAAGAGACUGUUUAUCCAGUUCGCUUACUUUCUUCUCGAACAGGUUGAUCGAUAUUCAGUGGGCAGGGAUCAUCCACAUACAUACACAUCAGUUUAUGUGAUUGUUUUGGUGCUGUUUGUAGGUUAUGGUUCUUUUAAGUGGUUUCGCCGGACUAUACACAAAGGUUAGAUUAUUAGGAACUUUCACUCUAAACACUCAAAUCCAGCCUUGAUUUUCUUCCUUUUUGUUAAGCACUGAUUUAAUUUGUUUUUUAAAACAGUAGAAUAUGAUCAGUCUGUUAAAUGACUUGAAUUCCUUUAUAUUAAGGGGAUUGCUUUCCAUUUUGGCAGGCUAUUAUGAAAAGAAGCUGUGUAGGAAUAUAAAUGCACAAAACUCCUGGUUGUACGUCUCUGGAAUGGCUUUCAAUGUUGUUGCUAUAGUGAUCCAAGAUUUUGAUGCCGUGGCAAGUAAGUAAAUCUAAAACUCAUCUUUUAUUUGUGUCCAUAUUCAGUAACCAUUUCCCUCACUCCUCAUGUACGAUGUAAGAAAAUACCACUUAUUAAUAGUGGUGGUAUCAAAAAGCUCAUUGUCAUAAGCUCAUUAACAUCGAUGACGUGAUGUCUCAUCAACUCUGGUAUUAAAGUUCUCGAUUUUUCAUUUUCAGGGGAUCCUUCCAUGGUACUCAUUCAUCACAAUAAUCAUGAAUCUUGAUCAUGCUCUCAGCUAAGCCAUAUCCUUCUCUUAACUCUUUAUCUCAGUUUUGGUAUAUAUAUAUAUAUAUAUAUAUAUAUAUAUAUAUAUAUAUAUAUAUCACAUUAAAACAUUAUUUCCAUGUUUGUUUGUUUCGUAGUGGUAUUGUGUCGAUGGUGCUGAAAAUUUCAGACAAUAUUGUAAAAAGUUAAUAAACUGGCAAGUAUAUUCAAUUCACCAACCGAUUCCUCUAAUUAGUACACGGGGUUGUCUUUCUAUUCUCAACGCGGUUGUCUUUGUAUUUCUAUUAGUUUUCAUUUUCCCCUCCCUAUCCUUUGUCGGAGGCUCAGUGUAAGUUCAACAACAUUUGCCUUUGCCAAUACAAUCCAUCUCAGCUUUUUACAUAAUAGUUGAUGUUUACUGCGUAUGUACUUUACAUAAGAUUCAAAUGGUCAAUUGGUAUCUUUUAAGAUGAAUAUAUAUAUAUAUCAGAAGCAUUUGUUUCAGUCAUCAUGAAUAAUUGAACUAACUUUACAUACCUAUUUAUAAUAUUUGUUUGUUUCUUUUAGUAAACAAAAUAAAGAUAUUUGGAGCGUCUCUCUCUUGAAUCUCAGUUAAGUUAAGAGAGCCUAUGGAGUUAUGGAUUCCACUUAGUUAACAACUAAUUAGCAGUCUUACAGUUUUGGGGAUGUAGUCAAAGGUUAUUAUUUAGACCAAUCGGUCAUAGUACAUAUAUCAAAGCUUUUUCUUCUAAAUAACAACUAAUACACCUAUUAUGCAGUUUUUGUUCGGACCCUUUCUAACAAACAAUUUUUCGUUUAUAUACCAAAAUUUCAAAUAUUUCUUCUCAAGUUAGUUUGGUAUAAGUAUCCGACAUAGAAGCUUCAGCUUCACCAACCAUGUAUUCAGCAAACAAAAAAAGUUGAUUUCAAAGAAAUGUAGUUAAAUAAUGGAAAUAUUCAGCUAGGCUAUAACGCUCAUGCCGAUAGACAGACUUCCAUUUUUCCAUUUGCUCAAGAAAAUAUCCAAUCAUUUUUUUUAUUUUUUGAUACAAAAGAUGUCCAAUCAUAAACAUAAGAAACCACCAGUUUGUAUGACUCUCCACAUGUUCGGCUAUAUCUUCUUAUUAGUGUACAACAUUCACUUGAGACUAAGAAUAAAACACAGUAAUUAGAGAAUUAUGCUGAAGUUCGUACACACUCACUUAUGUUUUGUAAAUUUUCUUUUACUGCAAGCAGUAGCGGUCCUGAAUUUCUAAAGACCAGAAGCUUUUUUUAAAAAAAAGGCCGUUUAGGACAUAUCCAUGGUUCGAACUCAGGGUGCAUGGAUUCCUACUUCACUAAUAACGCCACUGGGCUAAUGAAGUAUUUAUGAAAAAUUGGCCAAAAUUUUUAUAUAUAUUUGAGGGCCGGAAGCCCAUGCUUCUGCAGCUUCUUAUCAGGGCCGGGCCUGACUGCAAGUAUAAACUACAACUGAAGAUUAUAUCAGUUCUUUUGCCAAACUUAUGGUUAGUUCCCUUCCUACACAACCAUUAUCAAUCAUUUCAUAUGUUUAUGUUAAAUUUUAAAAGAAAAUUAUAAAACCAUAUAAUCCGCGUGUAGCGCGGACACAAACCUAGUCCUUUAUAAAUGGCCUAAUUACCACCUAAUGAUUUUUUAACUUUAGUUUUCAUAAAAGCAAGCAAUAAACUAUAACCUCAAACUUUAAGAAGCUGCAUUUUUUUAGAGAAAGCAAUGCCAAUCCAAUCAGGCAAUGAACAAGACCAGUACAACUAGUUUAUUUCCGAGCCAGCAGAGUAAACCGACAUAGGAUCAAUCCCAUCCGAGUAAAUAUGCUUACAACUCUGUAGAGCCCAAGCUAGACCAUUAACACUACCCUGGUGCCGUUCCAGCUCCGCAACAGGCAUCUUCGGCGACCGAAUAUCAAGAAUCACAACCUUAUUCGAAUCCAUCAGAUUCGUCGCCAUGUACCUCAAGUCUUGCUUGUUCCACGCGAUUCUUAACAGAGGCGUAUCUGCCUGUGGGCUCUCGUAGAUAAUAGUGUAGUGUUCCUUGUCGUGCAAGUCAAAAGAUCCUGACGGACCCAUCGGCGGAGGCAGACGCAAAGACUCUAGCUUCUCCCCACGCGCUGUCAUGAACCUUAUUAUCGUGCGCUAGUUUUCGAGGACGCUUCCGAUGGCGAUGCGGUGGUUUGAGGGGGCUCCGGAGUGGAGUGAAGUGAAGGCAAUGGCGUAGAGUGGGUAAGGAGCCGGAACUGAGUUAUACAGGAUUUGAUUCGGUGUACACAACCACAUCUCUCGUUCUUCGGACGGAAAGUUAAAUGGUUAGUGUCAGUACGACCAAGGGUGACGGGGUGCGUAUCCGGGCUAAACCCUCUGUCUUAAUCAGUAACUAGAUUUUGAUCUGUGCAACUGCACGAAUAUUUAUUUUAAUAUAUACAUAUAUCAUUAGCAGUAUAUAUUUUUAACAUUAAUUGUAUAUUUAAAAUUUUAUAUGACCCUUUCAAACAUAACAAUUUUAUAUUUUAUAUGUUAUUUAUUUAAUUGUUUCAAACUGUUACAUUUAUUUUUAAUUUUUAUUUUAUUAGAUUUGCAUUUGAUUAUUAGACGAAUUGAUAUAUGAAUGACAGAACAUAUCUGAAGAUUAUUUUGUAUUUAAAUUAUAUAUUAUUUUCAUUAUAUAUUUGCAUAUGUAUAUUUUAUAUUUUAAUUGAAAUAUGAAAUAAAUAUUCAAUUAUUUAGUAUUUUAUUUAUAUUUACGAAAUUUUUGAAUAUAAAUAAUUAUUUAGGAUUUUUAAAAAUAAUUAAUUAGUAACUGAUUUUAUUUGAUAUUUAGUAAUAUAUUAAUAGUAGACAAUUUUGGAGACGUUUUUUUUAAAAUACAAUUCAUGCUAUUUUAUUAAAAUAUUAAUAAGAUCUUGUGUGAUUAGGUUCAUUAUUCAUAUUCCAUUAUAAUGAGUAUUAAAUUUUGAUCUACACUUUCAAAAAGCCUGAUUAUUUUUAAUUUUUAAUUUUUUUUAUUAAACUUGUUUUUAAUUGUUUAUAGUCUUAUUUCUAAUAAUUUAUAACUCAAAUGAGAUCAUUCAUUUUAACUUGUCUUGUAUAGAUCAAUGGUUGUUUUAAUAUGAAUAUGAAUGAGUUAAGAUGUUUAUUUACCAUCUCUAUUUAUUUGAAUGUAUUAACCGUAAUAAUUGUAAUCUAUUUUCAUAUUCUGAAAUCUGUUUGUUUUUCAAAAUAUUUUAGAUUCUAUUGUCCCAUUUUUAGAUAUAUAGUAAAUAAAUAAUAACAAUAGUGAGGUAUAUUUUAAACAUUGUCAGAUCUCAAACAAAUAUAGAUUUCAUGAAUAUAGAUUUUUUUUUUAUAUUUGAGUAUUAUAUAAAUUUGAUUUUGGUUAUUAUAUAUGAGUCGAUAUAGAAAAAUAUAUUAUGAAAUUAUAAGUAAGAUAUAACAUAAUAUAUGAAAGGCAUAACAUUUCAUGUGUUGGUAAAUAUAUGCGUUUGAAAAUUAAUGCUAUAAAUCAAGCUUUAGAUUCUUGUAAUUAAAGAAUAGAAUAAAAAGAAACCAAGCUUUAGUUUUCAUUAGAAAAUUGAACAAAAAAAGAAGUGAAAGUUGGUACCUUGUUUUACCAAAAAAAAUUGGUACCUUUUUAACGAAGAGGAAAGAAUAGAACAUCAUCUUAUAUAAUAUGUUUUAUGAUUCACAUAAUGUUAGGUUAAAACUAUAGGGUACAAUGAACUCUAAUAUAAAAGUAUCAUAUAUUUUGGUCUACUUUUGAGUACGAAUUUCAAUGAUAUUAUCUAUUGAAUUUGCCUAUGAUAUUUAUUUAUAUGAUUUAAAUUAAUUGACUAAAUAAUGUGUUGAGAAAAAAUAUAUAUUUAAUAAAAGCUAAUUUGAAGAUAUGUAGAAAUAAUAGAAAGGUUAGUUAAAAUGAUAUAUAUAGAAAAUAAUAGAAAGGUAUUCUCUUUACCAAAUUUUACACUUUUCUUAUUUUUUAUUUUUAAUUAUUUUAUUAAAUAGAUGCUCUUAUAGUGAUUAACUGACUACCAUUGAAAGUUUUCUGAGAAAUCAACUUAUUGGUUAUGAAUGCCUAUCAAACUGUAAGUUUCAAAUCCUGUGAGUGGGAUUUUAUAAGUUUUAUGUUAAAACAUUUUAGAUUAUUAGUAUCGACUUUGCAUGUCCACGAGCACUAUAUUUAUAAUAAAUAUAAUAGACUUAUAGACGUAUAAAUAGAUUAAUAUGAUAUAUGUGAAGUUGGGGUGAAUAUUGUAUAGUAUUUGUGUCAUUUUUCAACAAAUAUGAUAAGAGAUCGUAUAACAUUAUUUAUUUAUUUAUUUAGUUCAAAAACAUUUAUUUAUUUUUAUGUCAGUUGCAUGACAUUUUGAGAGCGAUAAUAUGUGUGAUUUUUUAACACCACAUACAGUAUUAUAAAAACAAGCCCAUAGCCGAAACUAGUUGGAUGGGUAGAGUCGUUCGGAUACAAAGCUGUUUUCGCCAAAGAAUCAACUAUAAAGUUCAGAGUAUGCGAAAUGAAAACAAAGAAAGAUGCAGCGAAAAAGGAAGAUAAAAUCUGGAUGUCCCUAGUGGUUUCGUAGAAAUCUGUUGGAUAAAAUUGCGAGGAGUUUGACGCAAUAAGCGCAUGACAAUCUGAUUUGAUAGAGAUUUCUUAGAUACCAAUUUCUCGACCAUGUGUGAGAGCCGCUCGUAUAGCUAAACCAUAUAAGAUUUUUGUACCCUCUUAGGUUGAAGAAGAGCCAUCCACCGCUUGCGUUCCGAUUGGUCGAGUUUCAAACAGCAUCUGUAAGAGCUAUUAUCGUUGUUAUCGUGGUAAGUGAUUGUGUCUCUUCCGCGUUUUGUCGAACCCGUAGGUGAGUCAGCUUUUGAGGAGCUUGUGUUUGUAACCACUCCCGAGCAAACCAGAUGGCCUUGUCUAUGAUUUCUACUGGGAAAGAUGCCUUGCCUUCGAAGAUGUUGGAAAAUUGUCAAAAAUAUAUUUAUAAUACCAUUUUUAUGUUUACACAAUUCACUUUUACCUUCACUUUUAGUGAAAGAUAAAAGACAUCUAUAAUUCUACGGUUAACUAAUCUAGACUUAGAGUUUAAAGUUGAGGGAUGUAAUCGAGUUUUUGAAAUUUAAAAUUUAAGUUCUAAUAAAUAUAUAAAUAAAUAAAAUAUAAUUUUGAAACAAUGUAAUUUUUUUUAAAAAUAGUUUCAAAAAUAAAUUUGGAUUUUCAAAAUGAAAUUUUGAAAAGAAAAAAAGUUUGAAAAACAAAUUCAAAUUUUUUCUAUAAAAAAAUCGAAUUUGAAAAAGUAUAAUUCAAAAACAUAAAAAUAAUUCUUUUUUUAAUAAUUAUUUAUUUUAUAUAUAUAUAUAUAUAGAAUAGGGAUAUAAAAAUCUUUUGUCACUUACUAAAAAAUGUGUUUUUGAAAAUAUCUAUUUAAUAGUGGUAAACAUGAAUUAUGAAUAAAUGAUACCAAAAAAGUGUUAAACAUAAAAACAAUUUUGAAGAUGUUUUUGUUUCUUGCUGUCAAUAAUCCCUAACAAAUCCUAGGAAACAUCGAUAAUAUGUGUCUUAAAC
Brassica rapa (field mustard) is the source of this 15999-nucleotide messenger RNA. Its product is annotated as putative F-box protein At1g70960. Gene Ontology annotation, molecular function: protein binding. The record is from RefSeq and is a predicted model, not a curated record. Lineage: Eukaryota; Viridiplantae; Streptophyta; Magnoliopsida; Brassicales; Brassicaceae.